Molecule: messenger RNA, 372 nt
Organism: Mucor velutinosus
Lineage: Eukaryota; Fungi; Mucoromycota; Mucoromycetes; Mucorales; Mucoraceae
Product: Acyl-coenzyme A oxidase
Exons: 3
Coding region: 1-372 (123 amino acids)
Source: RefSeq, a predicted model, not a curated record
AUGGCUGUUUCAACAGCUUUUCCUUCUUCUUCUUCUUCUUCUUCAUCAUCAUCUUCAUCUCAUCUCUACUCUCUAUUAACAAAUCUCUCUGCAAGCGAACUCUCUCUGCAAGCGAACUCUCUCUACAAUACUCUUGGGCUCUCUUUCUGCUUUAUACAUGGUCAAGUUGUGGUCCAUGCAAAACAUGGUCGCGCUUUCCUCGUAUUUUUAGAUAAAAGCAACAUACAAUCAACUCUGCAAAGCUCAGGUCCCCUAUGUUUUGAUCUGCAAGCACUCCAUACUUGGUUGAAGCCUUGGAUGGGGUCUUGGGGUCAUGCGCGUAAGGUGGUUGUCUCGUGUGGCCUCAGCACCUGUUGCCCCGGUAGCUCGUAA